This is a messenger RNA of Solenopsis invicta (red fire ant), 1257 nucleotides long. RefSeq names its product farnesyl pyrophosphate synthase-like. NCBI's taxonomy places the organism in Eukaryota, Metazoa, Arthropoda, Insecta, Hymenoptera, Formicidae. The transcript is spliced from 6 exons. Gene Ontology annotation, molecular function: dimethylallyltranstransferase activity; (2E,6E)-farnesyl diphosphate synthase activity. The record is from RefSeq and is a predicted model, not a curated record. Gene Ontology annotation, cellular component: cytoplasm. Bases 61 to 1122 code for a protein of 353 amino acids. Gene Ontology annotation, biological process: trans, trans-farnesyl diphosphate biosynthetic process.
UCCUGACGCAACUAAAUCAUUAUUGCAUAUUGCUAAGUUUUAGAACAUAAUACAACGAAAAUGGCUCCUCUUUUAUCUAAAACAAUGUGGGAAACGAUGGAGGAAGAAACUCAGGCAAUGAUGGCAGUGUGGCCGGAAAUUGUUCAUGACAUCAUGGAACAUAUCAAGAACAAUCCUGAUAUUGAUAAGUGGAUGAACAAAGUAUUACAAUAUAAUGUCUCAGAAACAAAGCAUCUUCAUAGCUUAACAGUAGUUUAUGCAUAUAAAUCGAUAACACCUAGUGAACAGCAGACAGAAGAUAACAUUCGCUUAGCAAGGAUUUUAGGAUGGUGUACGGAAAUGACGUUGGCCUAUUUGAUCAUGAUUGACGACAUUUUAGAUCAGGCAAUAUUUCGCAGAGAAAAACCAUGUUGGUAUCGACAUGACGGAACAGAUUUAAUGGCAAUCAAUGAUGCUUUAUUGUUACAGAGCAAUGUGUAUUAUUUAAUAGAAAAACAUUUUAAAGGGAAAGAAUGUUACAUUAAUUUAGUAGAAACAUUUCUACAGGCUACAUUUGAUACACAAAUAGGGCAGUUUUUGGAUAUGUCCUCGACUUCAAAGAAAUUUAAUCUGGAUCGAUUUACAAUGAAUCGAUAUAAUUCCAUCGCUUACUCCAAAUCAUCAGAAAUAGCAUUUUUAAUGCCAGUAUUUUUAGCAAUGCAUUAUGCUGGAAUCGAAAAAGUUCAAGAGAUGUUCAAGCAAUCAGAAACUAUCUUGUUAGAGUUGGGACAGUUUUAUCAAAUUCAAGACGAUUGCUUAGGUUGCUUUUUCGAUUUGCGCAAAGAUAAUACUGAUAUAGAAGAAGGAAAAUGUAUGUGGUUAAUUGUUAAAGCUCUUGAACUCGUCACUCCGGAACAGCGUAAAACUUUAGAAGAAUGUUACGGAGUUUUGGAUCCGGAGAAAACAAAAUGCGUAAAACAGCUCUACAUUGAUUUGGAUUUGCAGAAUGCUUAUUUUAAACACGAAAAAGAAACAUAUAAUGCAAUAACUGCACUGAUAGAGAAAAUAUCAUACAAAAAUCUACAACAUUUUUUCAUGGGUUUAUUAGAGAAGCUUUAUGGCAGACGAAUCUGUUUUGGAUAAACAUAUCUUAAAUACUACUAUUUUAAGCAAGUAUUUCUUUUAAGCAUGUUUAACCUAAAUUUUGAGCAAUGUAAAAAAUUAAUAAAUUCUAUGUUUGCUACAUAUUAAAAAUAGUUUGUCAAAUAUUAAUGUAAA